AGCUACACAACACACAUUGGCCAGCCGCCAACAACAAAUACCUUCAUAUGUAUGUUCAGCACUCACACGAACGGGCACGUUCAGAUCCACCAGUAUGCAGAGUUGUUUACAGCAAAGUUUGCAUAUUUUCUUAGUAUCGUCGGAAAUCGCGCGCGUUUAGACGCACUAUCAACUUUGAUCGCUUAAUUCGUGUCGUUUGAGGGCAUCGCUAGCUGUGCAAGCUGUUCUUCAUCCAAAUAGAAUUACUUUAAAAGUCAAUACUUUGUGGUGUUCAAGGGAAUUGUGUACACCACCCCACUCUACUCCUCGGAACAGAUGGAAAACGCCGAAUUACGCGAUUGAUUCCAUUACAUACACAAAUCCAAUAAAUAACCGUGUCCGCUGGUUGUGAGUGAUCGGUUUGACGGUGAAUGUGUCAAUAAUGUCGCCGACGGCAUACCUUUGAGGCAAUAGUUCCCUCGAAAUGUUAGCAAUUUGAUCAAGUGACAACAAAUAUCAAGAUUUCCGCCCAAUCCAAAUAAAUUGAAAAAUUAAAAAGAAAAAAAAAAAACAAAAACAAAAACAAAAGGCUAUUCAAGUUCAACACCUUGAAGCUAUCAACUGAGAAAAAGCUUUUCGAAAUUAAAAAAAAAAAAAAAUUACAGACAUAGAAUUUUCACUCUUAAAUUACAACGGAGCUAUAAUAUUGAUUUCAACGCUUAACAUAUCCAUCCUCUGGUGCGACUACCUCUGGCGAUGUCACUCAAUCUGUCGUGAGUAUUGAUGACAAAUAUAUUAAAGUUUCAUCGGCUGGUUCCUCUUUAGCCAAUUAAAUGACAAUCACCACCCAGAACCUGAAGUGUUGGGCCACAGAGAAUCCGAACUUUGGACUGCGCAGCAAGGUGUCUAUUAGAGAAGACUGACAAGGUGCUUCUGCGCACAGAAUGAUGGAACAUAUUCCAUCGAUUUCACUAUCUGGGAUAUCCAUAGCGCAUCCACUUUCCAUAUCGUCGGGUCAGACACUCUCGAACCAUUUUGGCAAUAGCUCGACUGUCGGUGCAGCAGCCGGAAGUCACAUCGAACAACUGGCGGCCGCAGUGCAUCACCACCAUCAUCACAAUAACCAAGCGACCAUUCAGCAGGGCAGCAACGGUCACCUCUCGCUAAACUCCCUGUGCGGUUUGCAGAGCCAGCACACAACCUCGCCGUCCACAACGUUGUCCUCUGGCACCAACACAGUGGCGAACAUUCCUGCGGUAUCGCAAAGCAAUCAGCAAAUAUCCCCCGCCCAUAAUUAUAUACUGCAUCACGCUCACCACACGACCCACCUGCAAGGCGGAGGAUCUUUGCACCACAACAGUUCCGCCUCGGUGCAUUCCCAUUCCCUGGCUGGCUCAGGGAGAGCACUACCGCUCAGGCCGGGCGACCAUUUGACGGCACACCUGCCCAAUAAUCUCGUCCACAACCACAUUGCAGGGGAAACCCCGUCCGGUCCAUCCUCGGCGACAUCGUCAGCGAUUUCGUCGUCAAAUACCUCCGCUAUGGCUGCCGCUGCCGCAGCCCACCUGCACCACACUUCGCAGACAUCACAAAUGACAAAUCUACACCAGAACAUGGGUUCCCUGAUGAAUACUGGCGGCAGUGCCAGCGAUGUUUUCUUCAGUCUGAUGAUACAGAACACAACGAAACGACAAAACGAGGAACAUAUCAAACGUCCAAUGAACGCGUUCAUGGUCUGGUCUCGCCUACAACGCCGCAAAAUUGCCCAGGACAAUCCAAAAAUGCACAAUUCCGAAAUAUCCAAACGCUUAGGUGCUGAAUGGAAACUGCUGACGGAAGACGAAAAACGUCCCUUUAUUGAUGAAGCCAAGAGAUUGCGAGCAAUGCACAUGAAAGAACAUCCAGACUAUAAAUACAGACCCCGAAGGAAACCCAAAGCGCUCCGGAGAGAUGGCUAUCCAUAUCCCAUGCCAUAUCCAUCGGUUCCCGUGGAGGCCCUUCGAGCUGGAAUUACUCCGAGUUAUUUUGCGCCGGGACCAGCAGCGGCAGCGGCUUAUCAUUUGGGCAGCCAUUUGACGCAAACCAACCCGCCAACAUCACAGAGCUCGAUUUCGGCGCAAAUGGAGGUACCGAAAUUCGCCUUGGAUCGCAAUUCGUAUCUGGGCUCUGCUGCAUCAGCUGGAUCUUUGUAUGAAUCGUCUAAGGCCGCCCAGGCCAGUGCGGCUUACAGUGCCUACUUGGAUCCCAGUGUCCUGACCAAGGCCUAUUUUGACUCCAAAAUGUAUCAGGACCGAGCGGCCAAUUAUGCCUUUGACAUAUCGAAAAUAUACGGAGCUCAGCAGCACAACACAUCGGCAGUAGCCGCGGCUGCGGUGCACCAGCAUCACCAGCAACAGCAACACCUACUCAACGGCCUGGGUAUUCCGAGUCCACACAGCAACAACAACAACAACGCUUCAUCGAAUAGCACGACCAACUUGGAAGAACGCGACACAUCCCCGUCACACCUUGAGUCCGGUGGGAACAACAAUGCCAGUGGCAUUGGCGGACUGGCCGACUCCAAAUCACAUCUCCACUCCCCCAAUGACAGUCAGCUGGAGUAUUCCCAGUACGGCCAGUACAACCAGGGCGGCGGGAACUUCCAAAAUAAUGGCCUCUCUGCACCAGCGCCCACGGCCAACAGUUCGUCAGUGUCGUCGGCCAGUAGCGGUGAUUUUCGAAGGCCGCUGACAGUCAUAUUCUGACCGCCCUCCGAGGAAUGUGAAGAACUGAAUCUGUCCAUCACACAUUGAAGCAACCACACUUGCAUCUACGCCAAGACCAAGUACAAAGCCGAUUUCAUAAUUAAGGAUACAGCGACGGACAGUGACGUGUCUGUGAGAAGAAGCGAGAGUCCCCUUUGCACUCUCCCUCUCUGUACAUCGACAAGAAUUGACUUAGAUGAACAUUUUUACAACGAUCAGAGCGAAAUCAAAUCACACAAUACAUACAAACAAAUGUAUUAACUCGCAAAGCUGAGAUUACCAUACCCCUCACUCACCGCACGCACACACACACACACACAUAGAACCACAAUCAAUGUAGGAACAUAUAUUUGUACUAUUUUAAUUGUACUCCAUCGACAUACAUACGUACAUAACUAGCAUUUAAGUUGUAAUCAAAAUGUCAUACUCAUGCACCCAACCCAGUACAGUCCAGUCCAGUCCUCGAAACUACACUGGAAACGCACACCCCGACAACAAAUGUACUUCGAGCAUGUACUUCUAAUAGCGUAGACUUCUAGGCAAAUUGUAGAUUAUUAAUUAUGAACUAAUUUAUUUGUAUGUAGGUGUAUGCAUACGUAUGUAUAUAUAUAUAAGUAAGACACUGGAACAUAUGUUUUCACUGUUACUCCAUUGCAUAGGUCCCAACACACGAUGUGUAAAUAAAGAACGUAUUCAUUUCAUAUUUUGCAAAAGAAAA
Musca domestica (house fly) is the source of this 3441-nucleotide messenger RNA. RefSeq names its product transcription factor sem-2. Gene Ontology annotation, molecular function: DNA-binding transcription factor activity, RNA polymerase II-specific; RNA polymerase II cis-regulatory region sequence-specific DNA binding. Gene Ontology annotation, biological process: regulation of DNA-templated transcription; anatomical structure morphogenesis; cell differentiation. The record is from RefSeq and is a predicted model, not a curated record. The coding region runs from base 924 to 2723 and encodes 599 amino acids. Lineage: Eukaryota; Metazoa; Arthropoda; Insecta; Diptera; Muscidae. The transcript is spliced from 7 exons.